UUUCAUAUCAUGGCGUUCGACUGGGGCACCCUUGACCCGGAGGCGCUCAACACUGCUAAGGUCGUCGAGCUGCGCGAGGUGCUGAAGAAGAAUGGCAUCUCUGCUCCGUCGCGGGCGCGCAAGGCCGAGUACAUCGAGAUUCUGGUGAAUGCGGCAGGGACCGGCAGCGCAGGGCCCAAGCCGAGCAAGAAGAAGUCGAAGAAGAAGUCUGUCAAGAAGCCCGUUGUCAAGUCACAGCCCAAGGACGAGGCCGCUCCGGCCAAGAAGGCCUCGACCAAAAAGAAGGCCUCGACCAAGACCGCUGCUAAGAAGAAGGCUUCGACCAAGGGCGAGCCCAAGCGGGCGGCCAAGGGUGGAAAGUCGGCGCUCAUCGCCCAGACUCCGUCGUCGCCGCCGUCCAAGCCGCUGCCCGCGCCGGCGGGGCUGACCUCGCCGAGCAAGCCGGCAGCUUCGCCGGCCUCCGACGGCUCGACGCCGGCAGCUGUGCCUGUGCCCACUAUCACGCCCUUCCUCUACGUGCCGAACUUGAUCGGCUACGCGCGGGUCGCCCUCCUCGUCUACGCCGGGUGGACAUGCCUCGACCAGCCGCUGGUCUCGAUCUGCGCCUACAUGCUCUCGAUGUUCCUGGACGCAUUUGACGGUAUGGCGGCCCGGCACUUUGGCCAGGCGUCGCAGUUUGGCGCGGUGCUGGACAUGGUCUCGGACCGCGUCACCACCAUGUACCUCUGCGGCGUCCUCGCCCAUCUCUAUGACAGCCACAUGCUCAUCUUUGUCUUCCUCAUCGGCCUCGACUUUGCCUCGCACUGGAUCCAUAUGUACGCCUCGAUGCUCAAGCAGAAGACCUCGCACAAGGCUGUCUCUCGCGACUCGAACCUCAUCCUGCACGCCUACUACAACGUGCCGUACCUCAUGUUCUUUGUCUGCUUCUUUGCCGAGUCGUUUUACGUCCAGCUCUUUGUCCUUGCCAACGAGAACAACGGCAACAUCAACCUUAACUGGACUGUGCCGUACAACGGCAAGUCGUACUCGUUCUUCUACGUCUGCCUCCUCGUCUCCGCCCCGUUCUUUGUCUUUAAGCAGAUCGCAAACGUGGUCCAGCUCCUCGAGGCCUCGUGCGACAUUGUUGCACUCGAUGUUGCCAAGCGUGGCUAAUGAUGUAAACUCGCGCAUAAGUG
This is a messenger RNA of Thecamonas trahens ATCC 50062, 1175 nucleotides long. RefSeq names its product CDP-diacylglycerol-inositol 3-phosphatidyltransferase. Gene Ontology annotation, cellular component: membrane; Golgi apparatus. The coding region runs from base 10 to 1152 and encodes 380 amino acids. The record is from RefSeq and is a predicted model, not a curated record. Gene Ontology annotation, biological process: phosphatidylinositol biosynthetic process. The transcript is spliced from 2 exons. Gene Ontology annotation, molecular function: CDP-diacylglycerol-inositol 3-phosphatidyltransferase activity. Lineage: Eukaryota; Apusomonadida; Apusomonadidae.